This is a messenger RNA of Cottoperca gobio, 5089 nucleotides long. It is a transcript of the gene lsamp, whose product is annotated as limbic system associated membrane protein. The record is from RefSeq and is a predicted model, not a curated record. Bases 247 to 1260 code for a protein of 337 amino acids. NCBI's taxonomy places the organism in Eukaryota, Metazoa, Chordata, Actinopteri, Perciformes, Bovichtidae. The transcript has 8 exons.
GCCGUCCCUUUACGCAGAGUGCAUUACGCAUCAGUGGACUAUAGAGCGAGUACGCCGCACAAGAACGCACGUUUCCGUCCCAAAAAGUAUUUUAGGAAACCCGUAUCACCCAUCCCUUCCGCACUGCUUUGGACUUAAAGGCAUCCCGCGUUUUCCGAGGAGUCUGGACAACUACUACUCUUCCUCCCCCUUUUUUUUUACCCUUGGAUCUAUAGCUCCCGAAAAGCGCACUCCCUGUGCUUUAAAAUGCAAGUCGGACGCAAAUCGUGUUGGAGGCAAUUGCAGGCUUCUUUUUUCAGACUGCUGUGUCUUAUCCCCACAGGAUUCCCCGUCCGGAGUGUGGAUAUGCAGCGGGCCACCGACAACAUCACCGUUCGCCAGGGCGACACAGCGAUUAUAAGGUGUUACGUGGAUGACAAAGUGUCCAAGGUGGCCUGGCUCAACCGAUCCAACAUCAUCUUUGCCGGCCAGGACAAGUGGUCUCUGGACCCAAGAGUAGAUCUGGUCACUAAAGGACAACUGGAGUACAGCCUGCGCAUACAGAAGGUGGAUGUGUAUGACGAGGGCUCGUACACCUGCUCCAUACAGACUAAGCAGCAGCCCAAGACCUCACAGGUCUACCUCAUUGUACAAGUUCCAGCCAACAUCUACAAGGUGUCAGAAGACAUCUCAGUGAAUGAAGGAAGCAACUUGACACUCAGCUGUUUGGCCAGUGGCAGGCCGGACCCUGCGAUCAACUGGCGGCUGCUCAACCCCUCAGCAGAGCCGUUGGACGGAGAAGAGUACCUGGACAUUAUAGGUAUCAUGCGAAACCAAGCGGGUCGUUAUGAAUGCAAGGCCAGUAACGACGUCGCCACACCUGAUGUCAAAUACGUCAACGUGGUCGUCAGCUACCCUCCAACAAUAAAGAAAACCCAGAGCUCAGAGACUCCAGUGGGCCGCAUGGGGACACUGCAGUGUGACGCCACCGCUGUGCCCACACCGGAAUUUGAAUGGUACAGAGACGAAAAAAGGCUGUCCAACGCCCAAGGCAUCAAUAUCCAGAUUCUUGGCACUUCCACUAUUCUCAUGAUUGCCAAUGUCACCGAAGAGGAUUAUGGGAACUAUACAUGUGUGGCCUCGAACCGACUGGGCGUCCAGAAUGCCAGUCUCUUCCUCUAUAGACCCGGGACAGGUCGAGAUAUCAACGGCUCUGCCUGUGUAUCUCAAUCACUGUGGCUCCUGUUGGCCUGCUUCGCCUGCCUUUUCUUCAAGUGUUAAUACCGCUGCCCUCCUCUUCCUCUUGUUCGCUCCCCUGGCCUUCCUUCCUCCUCCUCCUCCUCCUCCUCCUCCUCCUCUAUGUCUCCAACUCACCGACAUCCUUAUUGCUACCUUAUUACCAACUUUACCCCCCCCCCCCCCCCCCCAGACUGUUUGCAUCAUGAUACGAAAACCUUAUGUGCUCUUGAGCUAUUACGAAAAACCAUGGGUUAAGAGUAAAAUGUUACAAGAACAACACAAAAAAAACAGUGAAAUGAAGGACAGAACAAGCAAACAGUGCUCUUUUAAAGAAUGUCAUUGUUCUUUUUAAUUUGUAUGCACUUCUUUAUUUCUGCUAUAUCUUGUCUUCGGGGUCUGGAUCGGGUUCGGGAUUUGUUGUAUUUUUGUCUUCAUGGGAAAGCAGAGGCACCCGCUCACAGGGCUGCCAACAAUCAUUUGUCUCGAGAAGUACUGAAGACAAAAGGUUCAUUUAUUCUUACUCCCAUAGAUGAAUUAUUUUAACUUAAAUUGUAGAUUUAACUGAGUGUUUAACCAGUGCAUUAAUGAGCAACAUGCAAAGUACCUGCCAAAUAUCCAUAAACUAUAUAGAUUUGAAACUAACACACAUGCAGAAAUCAAAGGGAAAACACUGCAGAUGGUUCUGUAAUGACAUUAGAGUUUGAUAUUAAAGUCUGUACUACCAUCAUCUAAUGCUACUAAACUGAAACAUAGAGCAUUAGCCGAAUGCCUCAACCAAUCAACGACAUCGUUUCUAGAUUCAGCAGUCACUUGGGUCAGUGCUGUCGAGCCCAAAAAUGGAGAAUGCAGUGAAUAGAAUCGACUUGAUCCUACUGAGCUAAACCAUGCAGAGUACAAACCUGAGGAAACGAGUUUAUCUUGGAUACUUACAUCUUCAUUCAGUGGCUUUGCAAACCACUCGCCUUUAUCCCAAAAGAAUUUCUCUUGUCUUUUGCAGCAGAAAAAAAAGAAACACAGUAGGUUAUAAUGAUGCGUACUGUACAUAGUAAAAUUUUGUAUUUCUCUAUGAUAAGACGACUUGUUCUGCCACUGUAACAACAGGAAACAGAGAAAAAUUGUUGCAGUGAAUGUUGCUUGUUUGACCACCAACCAACCAUCGUGUGGAGUUUGUCUCUGCUCCACUGCAGGCUGCGCCGCAUUAAACUGCAUACACUGUACCUCAUGCAGUGUUCGCUUUUAGUUUACGAGUUUAAGGAUCAUUCUUCUAUACUGCUGGAAUUUGGAUAAAAAUGUAUGACACCAAUGAAUGACUUACUUUUUAGUUUUUCUCUUUCAAAGAAGUAUGCGUGUUUUAAUAUGAAAUGAUACAGAAAAAAUGCAUAAUAUAUUGAUAUUGAGGUUAUUUUUUUCUGUCUUUACCUCAUUCAUUUUAGUUGUGUAUAUAUAUAUACUUGAAUCCAAUGUCCUUAUACUAUAUGAAAAGGCUAAUUUUAUGUGUCCAUGUUUCUGAAUAGGGUAGCAAUUUGUUUGAAUAACUUGUAGAUCUCUAUGAACUGGCAACCCUGCUCUAUCAUGUGAACCGAAGCCAAUUAGAAAAAAAAUUAUGUUUUUUAAAAAGCAUAAAAAGAAGAUAGUUUUGUGCAGUUAUUAUUGUACCUAUCCUUGAGAUGAUACAAGUGCUGGCUUAAAGAGAACGGAAUAUUAUGUUUAGCUUGUAAUGCUGUACCACCAGGAAUUGAGAAGCAGCAAACAAAUAAAUACAGAAUUCUUAUCCAGCUCAGUGGCCAUCAAAGUCAUUGUGCUGCUAUUAAAUACUAAAUAUUACCAUUAUAUCACACGUCCUGCAGAAACGUUUGUCAUCACACCUCGCCGAUCACUGACUUUUAUUUCUUUACGAGCAAAAAAAUGGUGAAAUGUAUCGAUAUUUUGUAAAAGAAGAAGACCUUUCAAACAGUGUGAUUCUUUCAGGAAACGGCUCCUGUUGUGACGAGAUCAGCUGAAACUGGCGCACUAUUAGCUGCCUUCUUUUGCGAUUUAUUUUGAUCUACUGUGAGGUGACUAACAGCAUACAGACUCCAGCUCCGCUGCUGGACUGGAUGUGUGUUCGCGUCUCCGCUCUUCUAACAACCAAGCCGAGAAAGUACCAGUACUGUAAAACACACGUGUAAUUAAUGUCAUCCUUGUCAUACAUUAAAGAAAUUGUCCCCGGUGUUUUCAUUGUAAAUGCUUCUGAGGCCAUGGCUGUGUGUCUUUGUAGUGUUGGUAAUGCCAUUUGAUCCCUGAUCUGCUUUUCAUGUGGGCCAAAAGGGUAGAAGUAGAGAUGUACUGAAACAGGCCACGGUUCCAAUCAAAGCUGAAGCAUUUAAACAGUUAAAAGAACAUUGCUAUCACCUCUAUCAGUCAAAACAUUAUCUUACUAUCAGAUUUAUCAGUCUAAGAAGUGAUAAGAAAGCUGCUUUAUUCUGUCAUCAUCUUACACGUUUCAUGUGUUUUUCUACGACUGAACAGCUCUAGUGUAUCCACUUUAACAUGGAUUAACUUGACUCCUGAUGUUUUUCUACUACAUUGUUACUUCUGCAGACUCUCUUACUACUGUUUAGCCUCUGGCUAACUCAAACUUGAGGAUGCCGGUUUGUCAGCGACAGUAGUAAGAUGUGGAUGAUCUGGAGGUUUGCAUGAGAGGUCUGUGAGAGUGUCUAUUUCUGUCUUGCUAUGUGUCAUGUCAAAGAAAACCUCAGGGCAGAGCAAGGCUGCUGUUGGGCAGACUCUCAGACAAACAGAAAUGUCUUUUGUUUUGUUUUUGCUGGAGGAGACCCUGACAGACCACCAGAGCAGGGUCAAAGAUCUCCAACGUGUGCUCUGCAUUUAUUUUGAACCUGCUUGGAAUGCUUGACAGGUAGAGGAAUAUCAUCUUAAAGAAUGCUACAGUAUUCUGUCAUUCUUUAAACGUUCUCCCCAUUCAGGUGAUAUUCAUGUGGAUGUCCAAUGCAGGUUAAAACCAUACAAUAAGCACUAAUGGAUACUAAGACCACGUAUGUAAAAGCCAUGGAGCUCUGUCUUAUCCAUAACCCAGAAAGGAAUAAGGAAGAAUCACCUUCCAUUGCUCAUAGAGACUGACAGCCAGCCUAUGGACACAGCACCAACCCCCAUGUAGACAGACCUGGAUGUCUACUGAAGAUACAGCUAUCUAGUUUACUAUUGAGCAUUGCCUCUAAACAUCACCGUCGCUUCACUGUACAAAACUGGCUUGUGUAUGUGCGCGUGUGUGUACUCUGAUUCUGUUCAUUAUUAUUAACCCACCUGAGAAGUUAGCGUGAGGCAUGAGCUACAUGAUGAGUUGGCCAAACGGCUAACUUUCCACUUUCCGUUGAGCUAUGGUUACAGUAGUAACCUUCUAUUAUCCUUUUCUUUUUUUUCCUCUGUGUGUAUAUACAGUGUGAUGUUGUAAAAUCAGCAAAUCCAUGAGAUCGUGUUUAUACAACUCAACAGUUAAAGAUUCAAACAGCAAAUGUAACUAUCACGUUUGUACCUCGCUUCCCUUUGUCCUGGGACAUUAAGAUUCAUUUAUGGAUAAUGACACAGCAAUGUCACCUUUUGGUUUCCGUUUAACCUCACUUUAUUAUGGCAUAAGGUAAUUGCAGUCAGUUUCUUUAAAAAAAAAGGUAUGUAAUAAAGGUAUAUGAGAAAAUGUUCACAACACAAAAUAAAGCUGUUUGAAUUCAAUGUUCUGUAUUUGAAUGUGACUUGAGAUGUCGCCGCAAGAAACCUGUUUUGUUUUUUUUGGGAGAGCUUGGAACACACAGAAUCUUAAUGGUACAAUUGUGUUUAUCACCAUGUAACAUGCAAAUAAAAUAAUAUAUGUAUUGUCGUA